This is a messenger RNA of Didymodactylos carnosus, 1458 nucleotides long. The record is from the annotation of a GenBank genome assembly. Lineage: Eukaryota; Metazoa; Rotifera; Eurotatoria; Philodinida; Philodinidae.
AUGCUCAAUCGAGCUCUGGCCCGAUCAGAAGUCGAUACGAUUAUUAAAAUGGGUUUUUUUAUUAGAGAUCUGCAUCGUCAUAUUGACGAACUACAUAAGAAACAAUUCGCUAGUAAAAAUGCUAAUGAAAAAUUCAUCGUGUAUCGUGGACAGGGAAUGUCCAAGGAAGACCUUGAAAAGAUAUCGAAAACUAAAGGUGGGUUAAUUUCGUUCAACAACUUUUUGUCUACAAGUAAGACAGAAACGGUUGCAUUGGAUUUCCUCAAGCAUGCUCUUUCCAUACCUGAUCGGAUAGGUGUUCUCUUUGUUAUCAUCGUAGAUCCAGCACAAUCCACAACGCCAUUCGCUUCUGUUGCUGAAGUAGGUUAUUUUAAAAAUGAAGAUGAAAUUCUCUUUGCCAUGCACACCGUAUUUCGUAUUAAACGUAUCGAACGAGCGGAUGAAAAUCCACGUAUAUUUCGAGUGGAAUUGGAACUGACGGAUGAUAAUGACAAAGAUCUUCAGGUGUUGACGAAAACCAUUCGUGAGGAAACUUAUCCAGAUGAAGCAGGCUGGCAACGAUUAGCUGAAGUGUUGGUAAUGAAAUUAGGCCAACCAGUGAAAGCUGAAGAAAUUUAUCGAAUUCUAAUGGAACAAGAAUCUAAAGACAAUAGGAAAGGAUAUCUAUACAAUCGGCUCGGCUUGUGUAAACUAAAGCAAGCAGAAUAUGUAGAAGCCAUUCGAUUCUAUGAAAAAUCCAUUGAAGCCUACGAAAUGUAUUCUCCGGAAGAUCAUUUGGGUACUGCGUGGUCCUACAGUAACUUGGGUUUGGUGUAUUCCAACAUGAGUGGAUAUGAAAAAGCACAUUCAUAUUACGAAAAAGCACUUGCCAUUCGACAACAAUCGCUUCCUUUCAAUCAUCCUGAUUUGGCUUCGUCCUACAACAACAUUGGUAACGUAUGUUACAACACAGGUGAAUAUUUAAAAGCACAUUCAUAUUACGAAAAAGCACUUACAAUUCGACAACGAUCACUUCCUUCCAAGCAUCCUGAUUUGGGUACAUCCCACAACAAUAUUGGUUUAGUGUAUCACGACAUGGGUGAAUAUGCAAAGGCACUUUUGUCUCACGAAAAAGCACUUGCGAUUCGACAACAAUCACUUCCCUCUAAUCAUCCUGAUGUGGCAGUAUCGUACAACAACAUUGGUUUAGUGUAUGACGACAUGGGUGAAUAUGCAAAGGCACUUUUGUCUCACGAAAAAGCACUUGCGAUUCGACAACAAUCACUUCCCUCUAAUCAUCCUGAUGUGGCAAUAUCGUUCAACAAUAUCGGUUUGGUUUAUGAGAACAUGAAAAACUAUUCAAAAGCAUAUAUGUACUACGAAACAACUGUAAAAACCGAAGAACAAUCAUUACUUUGGAAUCAUUCUAAUUUGCAAGACUAUAGAAACAACCUUGAUAGAGUGAAAAACAAAUUAUAA